AAACAAAAGUUUUCUAUAUUUCCAUACAAAAGAUUUGUAACAAUACUUAAAAGUCAAUUUGAACUUUAACAACACACCUUACAAUCGAAAAUUAUUGGAAGAAGCUUAUAGUGCUAUAUUUGAUGCCGGUUUGUAUGUGUUUUAUAUAACUCACUAGCUUUUCACAUAAAAAAUGCUGAUAUGCUUCUCUCUUCUAAACUUCUAAAACUUUUAUAGAUAUAGAGAAAGAAAUUUGGUCGAAAACCAUAGUAAUAGUAAUAAUAAGUAAAUUUUUUAUUUCUUUAAAUUACUUCCAUAAUAUUGGCAGUUUCGAUUUCAUCGUUUUUCUUAAUAGAUUAAAGUUGAGACACAUUUAAGGCCACUAUUGAUCAUUUUGAAGUCCCAAUAUUUUAUGAAAAUUUUAUGAGAGUGGUUGAUUUUUGUUGGUUUGAAGAUAUUUAUUGCAAAAUAAUUUAAAUAUAGACCAAUUUUAUUUAUUUUGGUUUAAAAAUGUUUGUGUAUCAACAUAUAACAAAGCUUGAAAAUUUUAAUUUCAUCCAAAUACUGAAACAGUGAAAAAUAUCGCAAUAAUCAUUUCCUUUUACUAUUUAUGUAUAUAAGAUUAAAUUUGCAUGUUAUUUCCAAAAUCCGACAAUGUUGUUCAGUUCAUGGAAAAUCUAUAUAACCAUGUGGAUAUGGUGGGGCCCAAUAGUCCCAAAAUGUCGUUGGGACAUCCUGACAUGCCUAUGUUUAUGGGCAAAAUCGAUGAAUAUGAUAAGUUUGACAGUCAAUUUUUUAAAGUGCCGUACCUCCAAUCAAAAUUCAUGGAACCUUACAAUCGAAAAUUAUUGGAAGAAGCUUAUAGUGCUAUAUUUGAUGCCGGUGUAAACCCUCUAUCUAUGUCUGGGGAAAGAAUUGGCGUGUUUAUUGGUUCCUCGUUUGCCGAUCAGAGCAUGGUAAAUUUAUUUGUUACGUCCCCAAAUUCUCCGUAUUUGAUAACAGGGUGCAGUAAGGCAAUGUUAGCAAAUCGCAUAUCGUACUGGAUCAAUAGCAAAGCUGCAUCUUAUGUCAUAGACCAAAACAACGCAAGUUCCACUGUAUGUUUAAAGCAUGCUUACUGGGCCAUCAAGAGUGGAAUAUGCGACGCUGCUAUUGUUGGAGGCUGUAAUCAGUGCUUAAGGCCCAUAUUAUCAGUUAACUUGAAGAGAGCCGGUCUCCUUACAUUGGAUGGGAAAACUAAAUGUUUUGACAAGAACGGAGAUGGGUACGUCAGGUCUGAAGCUUGUGGAACGAUCUUCCUACAAAAAGCCAAGGACGCUAAGAGGAUAUACUGUGAAGUAUACUACGUGAAAGAGAAAUUCUUUGCGAGCCCCAGUGGAGAUCUUUCAAUCGUAUAUAAGUCAGAAGAUUUGGAAAAAUUCUUACACGAGUUCUACAAUGACAUAGAUGUAUCCCCUGAUAUGGUGGAAUACAUAGAAGCUAAUGCAAUAGGUAUUGCAGAAGCUGACAGAAAUGAACUUCAAGCAAUUUCUAAUUUCUUUGCCAAAAAUAAAAACGUAAAAGUAGGAUCUGUAAAUUCGAACAUGGGACAUGGAGAAGCAGCUUCGGGACUAUGUUCUUUGAUUAAAAUUUGCUUAGCUUAUCAUACUGGGAAGCUGCCAGCAAAUCUCCACUACUAUGAGCCUCAGGAUAAUAUACCCGCGAUAAAAGACGGUCGCAUCCAGGUAGUGGUUGACAACCUUCCAUUCAAAAGAGGAUUCGUCGCCCUUAAUUCUUUUAGCUAUGGAGGUGUUAAUGUGCAUGUUCUUUUAAAAAGCUUUUACAAAGCAAAGGACACAGGAAAAUAUCGAAGCUCGAUACCUCGACUUGUACUUGCUUCUGCAAGAAGUGAAAGCGGCGUAAAUAAAAUAACGGAUUACUUAAAGAAUAAACCUAUAGAUCCAGAAGAGAUUGCACUCUUGCAUAAUUUCUACAGUUAUGAUGUAUCUAAUCAUACAGCAAGAGGCUAUGUCGUCCUCAAUACCAACAAGAAUAACGAAACUGUAGCAUCAUCAAUAAGUACUCAACUUUACAAUGGCGUGAAAAGACCAGUAUGGUUUAUAUACAGCGGAAUGGGCUCGCAGUGGCUCACUAUGGGAGCUUCAUUAAUGAGAAUACCAGUAUUUGCGGCCGCCAUUGAGAGGUGCCGCGCAGUUUUGGAACCAAGAGGCGUAGACAUCAUCAGAAUUUUGACUAAACGAGACAAAUCCAUUUUUGAUAAUAUUCUUAAUUCAUUUGUUGGCAUUAGUGCUAUGCAAAUUGGCCUCACUGACGUAUUAAAAACGUUGGAGAUUAUUCCAGACAAUUUGAUUGGUCACAGUCUUGGUGAGCUAGGAUGUGCUUAUGCAGAUGGUUGUCUUACAGCUGAGGAAAUGAUUCUCGCUAGCUAUUACCGCGGGUUAGUCAGCAUUGAAGCAGAAUUACCUAAAGGAGCCAUGGCAGCUGUUGGACUUGGAUAUAAAAAUGUCUGCCACAUAUGUCCGCCAGAAAUAGACGUUGCGUGUCACAACAGUUCAGAAUCAUGCACGAUAUCAGGCCCUUAUGAAGACGUUAAAAAAUUUAUUGCUCAGUUGAAUAGUCGCGGUAUUUUUGCUAAAGAAGUGUACACUUGGAACAUCGCCUACCACUCAAGAUACAUUGCGCAAUUAGGUGACAAGCUUCUUGUAAAAAUGAAGGAAAUCCUUACAACUCCUAAAUUAAGGAGCAAAAAGUGGCUAGCCACAUCCGUGCCACCAGAAAAUUGGCACAAGCCCGAAACACAAUAUUGUUCAGCAGAAUAUUUUACAAAUAACUUAUUGAGUUUUGUCUACUUUGAAGAAGUGGCCACAAGGAUACCACUUGAGGCAAUAGUUAUUGAAAUUGCUCCGCAUGGUUUAAUGCAAGCUAUUUUAAGACGUUCGCACGAGUAUUGCAUACAUGUGCCAUUAACUAGACGAAACCACGAUGAUAUCCCUGAUUUCCUUUUAAAUGCUAUUGGCAAAUUAUAUCAAUCUGGUUUAAAUCCGAAAAUAGAAGCACUGUACCCCAAGGUUACGUUCCCCGUGUCAACUGAAACGCCCAUACUGUCUCAUCUCGUAGAAUGGGAACAUCAGGAAAACUGGUUACUAAGAGAGAGAAUGAGUGAAGAUCUAAAACCAACGUCAUCACGCGAGAUCUUCUUGUCCGUCCAUGAAGAUAAAUGGAGUUUUAUAAAGGAACAUGUCAGAGACGGUAUCGCAGCGGUGCCCGAAGCUGCGAUCUUGUUUCUGGUAUGGGAAUCAUUAGGAUUAUCCCAAGGCAUCAAUUACAAAAACCUUUCUGUGUGCUUCACUAACGUUAAGUUCAAAAGUGCAAUAAACGCAGUAAUGGAAGAUGCUUUAAGAAUAAACAUCAACAUAUUGAAAGGAUCUGGCAAAUUUGAGGUUACAUGGAAAGAUGUGAUAAUUUCUACUGGUUACAUACAUGCCUCUAAAGUAGAGUUGUUGCAUGAUUACGUAAAUAUAUUAGAAACGGAAGAAUGCGAUAAGAAACUAAACUCUAACGAUGUGUAUACAAUAAUGAAUUUAAGAGGACAUUCUUACGGGUUGAAAAUGCAAACUAUAGAUUGGUGUAAUUUAAAGCGUAAUAAAGCCCAAGUAAAAUGGAAUGGUGAAUGGAUUGUAUUUCUUGACGCGCUUUUGCAAUUGGGUGCAUUAUCGACUGAUUAUACCGAUGUUGCAAUACCUGUAUAUAUAAACAAAUUGUUUAUAGAUACAGCUAAACAUAAAGAAUCUGAUGAUGGAAAAUAUAAUGUAGCAGUUAUGGGAAAUGAUGAAAAAAUAAUCCGAAGCGACAACAUCGAAAUACAUAAUAUCGUAUUUCAACGAAAACCUAUGAUGAAAGGCGACGAUAUAGUGCCACAAAAUUUGGUAAUAAAAAAAACGAAUGAUCCCAUAUACUCAAAUCAAGAAAAUGAUUAUGCUGAAGAAAUGAAAUUAACAAGUAUGGGAUAUGGAGAUUUUGAUAAAUUAUAUUGGACGACAUUUAAAGACACGAAGAGUGAUACAUCAUUGGAGGUUUUCUACGCUGGAAUAUCGAUAAGAGACUGGUACAAGAUAAUGGGAAGUAAACCUGAAUGCGACUCGUUUGGAAUGUAUUACAGCGGUAUCAAUAAAAGGAAUGAAAGAGUGAUGGGUGUUGUUAGUAGUGGUGCCAUGGCGACUUCAGUGGAACCCGACUCGGACUUGUUGUGGCCGGUGCCUGAAGACUGGAGCUUGGAAGAUGCCGCUACAGUUCCGAUGCCGUAUCUUUUAGCCUACUAUGUUUUGACUAUAAGAAUCAAGAUCCAGAAACACCACAGUAUUUUGAUAAUGGAUGGUGCCACGCCCAUUGGUCAAGCAUUCAUAUCUAUAUGUCUUGAUUUAGGUUGCAAUGUAUUCACAGCCGUUUCCAAUUUUGAAAAGAAAAAACUCUUGCUAGAAAUUUUUCCAAAUUUGAAAGAAAACAAUACAAUUGACUACAGUACAACAGAGAUCAAACCAGUAAUAUCAGCCAAUAAUACGAAAUCAUCAUGUAAUAUUCUAGCUAAAUGUGGUUAUGGUGUGCCGUUGGAGACCGAGAUUCGGUGCAUAGAUGAAUGCGGUAUUUUAUUACAUUUCAUUGAAGAUCCGAAAAGUAUAGAAUUUGGAAUGGAUGUCUUAAAUCUUAGCAGAAGUCUGUGUUUAGUCCAUCUACCUAAUGUAUUUAAACCUGAUCAUUUGCACGAGAGGAAACUUCUACAGCGCGUAAUCGGCGAAGGCAUUGCUAGAGGCGUGGUGAGACCAUUGCAACAUGUGGUCUUUCGCCCUCCAGAUGUCAGCAAAGCGUUUCAGCUAUUCUCCUCAGAUAAGUUUAUCGGCCAAGUACUGGUUGAUAUGAAAACAAUACAAAAACACCAUCUCUGUGCUUUGCCAAGAAUAACUGCACAUCCAAAAGAGAUACACAUAAUAAUCAAUGAUGCAAGUGAUUUAGGAUUACUUAUUGUUGACAAACUUGUUAAUCGAGGAGCAAGAAAUUUAGUUCUGCAUUGCACGACACAGUCUGGAUAUUUACAGUAUAAAUUGGAUUCAUGGGAAAACUCUGGCGUAUUUGUAACACUAUGUUCAGACGAACUUCUGGAUAAGAAUUCUUGUAUCACGUUUAUUGAAAAAUCAAAAACCAAAGGGCCAGUUCACAGUAUAUUUGUAGUAGAAACUAUGAAACCAAACUAUACAGAGUUUUAUAAAAUAGACAAAAAGAUAUUAAGGGAAUCUGACAUAUUACAAGCAUCUAUUGUUGAUAACCUCGAUGAAGUAUCAAGUGAAUUAUGUCCUGGACUAAGGUCGUUUGUGGUCAUUGCUCUAACACCAGUUGACAAGAAUGAUCGUAUUUUAUUCGAACGUCAAAAAACUUGUCAACUUCGAAGACAAAGGGGCCUGCCAUCAAUCGUCUUCCAAAUUGAACUUUCCAAUCAGCAAACAGACAAUAUUGAAAAAUUGUUAAUAAAUACAAGUGCUCAACAACUAUCAUCGAUGGUCAAGUCUUUAGAAUUGGCAAUGGAAUACGGAAGAGAUGAUAUAUUUAAAACUAAUAACGAGCAGCCAUUCGUAAAUUUCAAGAAAAAAUUAACGAAAAUUUUAGGAAUAAAAAAUGAUGAUGAAUAUGUUAGUAACAAGACUUUGAAAGACUUGGGUAUAACAACCUUACUACUCAAAGAAAUAAACAUUCUUAUAAACACCGUAUACGGAUUUAACUACGCUCCCGAACAAUUACAAAAUAAAACAGUUCAGAGUUUAUUAAAGAUAGAUGAUGGAUAUGAGACAGAAGUGAAAACUGGUCUGAAUGCACUAUUCUCGUAUAUAGACGAUGAUGAGUACAGAGCGAGUGAUGCUAUUGUGGUCAUGCCUACAGAUCAAAUGACAUUCAAAGAGAAAAUAGAAAUCGAUUCUACACGCACUUAUCUUUGGAUGGUGCCAGGUUUGGAAGGGCACCAUGAGGUGUUCACAUCGUUGUGCAGUGCAGUUAAUAUCCAGACCGUGACGUUGCAGAUAGGAUUAGAAAUCCAGGAAGACUGUAUACCUCAAAUGGCGGCUCGCAUUAUGAAAAAUCUCAAGCAAACGUUCAAUCUCAAAACCAAGUUCUAUUUAUUGGGUUACUCUUUUGGUGUCAACUUAGCUUUAGAAUUGGCAUCAUUAAUAGAAAAAGAAGGUCAUACGGGAGUCGUUUUCUGUUUAGACAGCAGUCCAGAUGCAUUGAAGGUACAAAUGGAUGAAUAUAUAGGCGAGAUUAACGAAGAAGAUCUGCAAAAUGUAAUCAUAGAACAUAUGUAUUGUGUCUUUAGUGGGAGAAAUAAAGACGAUAUCAGCACAGAAAUAUCGAACAUAGACGACUGGACCGCAAAAAUAGCAUUUUGUAUUAAAAAACUUAAAUGUUUUGUCAACCAUUCACAUGAGUACAUGAAAUGUAUAAUACAAUGCUUUUACAACAAAAUAAUAGCCGGCCGAGAAUACAAGCCUAACUACAAACUACAAUCACAGUUAGUGCUUCUGAAAGGGUCGCUGAUCAAUAGAACAGCGCUUGCAGAAGACUACGGCUUAAGCAAGUACAGCGUGCAGCCGGUGCGAGUGUUUAACAUAGAGAAAGAUAUCGUGUCCAUUCCACAUGACUACAAGGUAGCUAGCAUCAUCAACAAAAUGCUGGAAUCACAUAUCUUGGAAGAGUCAGAGAAAUAGUUAUAAUUUUUGACCGUUAAUGUCACACAUCAUAAUUUAAAUUAUAUUUAAGGCCACUAUUUAAAGUCUACUAUUUCGAAACUGAGACAAUAAAAUAUUUUAUGAAGUUUGC
Molecule: messenger RNA, 6837 nt
Organism: Manduca sexta (tobacco hornworm)
Lineage: Eukaryota; Metazoa; Arthropoda; Insecta; Lepidoptera; Sphingidae
Product: fatty acid synthase
Exons: 37
Coding region: 612-6725 (2037 amino acids)
Biological process (GO): fatty acid biosynthetic process
Molecular function (GO): fatty acid synthase activity; oxidoreductase activity
Source: RefSeq, a predicted model, not a curated record